AUGCGCUGGGCGACCAGCACGCGCAAAGACCCCGAAGGCGAGCCAGGCACCAACGCGGUUGCCUACCAGGUGAACCAGCUGUUGGACCGGCAGAUGCGUAACCAAUUUGUGCGCAAAGUCUGUCUGCUCGUGAUGAUCAUGCUGGCGGUUACUGGCAUUUACAUCAUUUACGACUUGCAGCUAAUCGUCGGCGGCAAGCACCGGCAGUUCGAGUUCUCAGUCGACGACUGGGCCAUCGCAACGCUUUGUCUCUACACAGACAUCAUCCACCUCUUCAUACGCAUCUUGCGUCUUGUUGCGUUUGCACAGCACGACGGCCUCUUCGCAAAUGCGCGUGAAGUUGUCCAUCACAAAAGAGUUCAUGAUGUUCAUGGCCUUCGAACUGAUGGUCAUGCUGCUGUCGGUGUUUUUCAAAAUCUUGUUGAUGUAGGACGAAUAGCGCCCCUGCAUCGACGAAGACUUAGACCUGCGCUUCUCGCUGUCGCGCGCAACCUUGCUCUGGAACUUCUGAUCACUCUUCUCCAUUGCGCUGAGGAUGAACUUCGAACGUUUAGUCGCUUAAAAUAA
This is a messenger RNA of Dermatophagoides pteronyssinus (European house dust mite), 567 nucleotides long. RefSeq lists its product as uncharacterized. NCBI's taxonomy places the organism in Eukaryota, Metazoa, Arthropoda, Arachnida, Sarcoptiformes, Pyroglyphidae. The record is from RefSeq and is a predicted model, not a curated record.